ACCGCGGUAUUUCCAAAGGGGCUCAGUUGUUUGAAAUUUCCCCACCAUUAUUUUCGUCCAACUAUUUAGGGUUUAGGGUUGGAGAGCAGAAGAGGAACAGGAAGUGGAAGAGGAGAGGAUAGCGAUUGAUCGAAGACCAUGAGCUCCCCGAUGCCGCGAAGUUCCAAGCCAACGCGGCUGUCUCCCUUCUUCCGCGAUCUCGCCUCGCCGAUCUCCCCUCACCACCGCCCCGUCGGUCGCUUCGCCACCCCCGGCCAAGCCGCCGCCGUCUCCGCCCUCUGGAAGGAGAACCUCGCCGGAUCAUCCGCGGAUCCCCCUCCGCCUCCCGUCUUCACCCUCGAUGACCGCGCUGAUCUCUCGCCGGAGGUCGGCCUCGGCGAGCUGCCGCCGCCCUCGCCGGUGUCCCCGACCAGCACCCGGAGCCGGACGCCUCCCCCCCGGCCGAAUCAGAAGGGAUAUCCCUCCCCUUCUCCGUCCCUCUCGUCGUCUUCCUUCGUCUUGAGAACCAGGGCUGAGGUGAUUGGUUCUGGCGUCGCUAACGGCCGAGGGCAGAGCCCUGAGGGUUCCAUCUGGAUGGCCUCGCCGAAGGCCGACGGAGGAGAGCGAGAGAUGGGCCAGGGUUCUCCGGUGGAUGGGGUUGUCGAGUCCGGUGCGUUGAUGGUACUCCCACCCCCGCUAUCGAGAGAGAUCGCGAGGCCAGAGCCACAAGGAUAUGGCGUGCAGAAUGGAGGGCUUGAUGCAGACGAGUGGGUUACUGUUUUUGGAUUUUCCCCUGAUCACACCAACUUGGUGCUACGUGAGUUUGAAAAAUGUGGUGUCAUAGUAAAACAUGUACCUGGACCAAGUGAUGCUAACUGGAUACACAUUUUGUACCAGAACCCGUAUGAUGCUCAAAAGGCUCUCAAGAAAAAUGGUAUGCGGCUAAACAGUCUGUUGAUUGUUGGGGUGAAACCUGUAGAUCCAGUGCAUCGUCAGCUUCUUAAGGAAAAAAUAAACAGAAGCAAUCAUGGAGGCUUCAUGGUUUCAUUACCCUCAAAAUCAGCUGCUUUAAAUAGCUCAGCAACUUCUAAUUCAUCAGGAAUCGUUGCUCGCUCCUAUCAACCAAAGACCAGCUCAAAUGUCACUACUGGUAGCUUCAACCGAGCAACAGGAUCUAUUGCAACUCCAGCAAAAUCAGUUGUAUCAAAAGUCAUGGACCUGAUGUUUGGGAUAUAAAUUGGACUUGGAUGAACAUCUAUCUACAUUGAUUACUUUGGCUCUUAAGCCUUUCUUUUCCUCUUUGAAGUUCUGUUGUAGAUGUUCUUUCCAUGUAUCUGAUGUAGUAGUCUGAUGUCAUUUCACCGGAAUUUGUUUCAUAGGACUGACUGCCUAGGAAUGGCUGAGGGUAACAAAAGCAAUUUGAUCAUGGACAGGAUUUGAAGUACUGGUAAUGCGUCUUGAUGUAAAAUGUAAACCCUAUCUGUUUGUAUCAUGAGUGUUAUAAUGUAUCACUAACGUAUAGCUCCCUUGUCACAAU
This is a messenger RNA of Musa acuminata subsp. malaccensis (wild Malaysian banana), 1516 nucleotides long. RefSeq names its product nuclear pore complex protein NUP35. Gene Ontology annotation, biological process: NLS-bearing protein import into nucleus; nuclear pore organization. Gene Ontology annotation, molecular function: phospholipid binding; nucleic acid binding; structural constituent of nuclear pore. Gene Ontology annotation, cellular component: nuclear pore central transport channel; nuclear membrane; nuclear pore nuclear basket. The record is from RefSeq and is a predicted model, not a curated record. NCBI's taxonomy places the organism in Eukaryota, Viridiplantae, Streptophyta, Magnoliopsida, Zingiberales, Musaceae.